This is a messenger RNA of Trichomonas vaginalis G3, 3762 nucleotides long. RefSeq names its product spectrin binding. Bases 1 to 3762 code for a protein of 1253 amino acids. NCBI's taxonomy places the organism in Eukaryota, Parabasalia, Trichomonadida, Trichomonadidae. The record is from RefSeq and is a predicted model, not a curated record. Gene Ontology annotation, molecular function: protein binding. The transcript has a single exon.
AUGCAAGAUAUCGAAGGAAAUACUCUUCUUCAUUUUCUUGUAACAGAGAAAAAAGAAGAAUCAAUUGCACAAUUAUUUUCAUUUGAUUCUAUUAAGCUCUAUAUAAACAAUGAGCAAAAAACGCCAUUUCACAAUGCAAUUGAAGGAAAUAAUCCAAAUAUUAUUUCAAUGUUUUUACAGAAAUUCGGAAAAAGCCUCGUUGAAAUGAAAUUCCCCGGAAAUCUAGAUAUACUUCAAUACAUGCUACGUAUCAAUUCAUUUACUUCAUUCCAACAUAUCUUUUCCAUCAUAUUUCCAGGCGACAAUCCAUUAUUCUACGCGGCCACACACGGAUCUAUCGAGCUCCUACAAUUUUUAGUAAAUCCUGUCGAUAUACGCAUUAAAAACGUCCAAGGAAAGAAUUUACUAAAAAUUUGCUUGGAAAACGGCCAUUUAGACUGCGCUAUCUACUUACUUAGUAUCGGAUCUGAGUUUGACUUCUCCGAUAUUGCAUUUCUAUGCACGAAAGUCCCAAUACAAAGAAUAAUGUUCCUUAAAACCAAAUAUGACUGGACAAAAGUAUUCGAAGGUCGCGAAUCCUUCGGAAUGUUUGCCCUCCGCAAGCCAUUCAACCCCGCCCUGUUCAAAUUCGCGGUCAAAUGCGGAAUCAAUCCUGAUGAGCGCGACCCAGCCACGAACAUCUCUCCUCUCAUCAAGAUCAUCCAGGAAAGUAACACAGUGGCCCUCAAAAUCCUCCUCGAAAACGGUUUCCCACCACUUUACGAUGGAAAACAACCGUUAAUAACCGUUUUCGCACGAGCCAAGACAUCUGCCAUGUUAAUGACAUUACUAAGCAACGGAGUCAGUCAAACAGAUGUUCCUGGCGAAAGGACACCCUUGAUGAUGGCUGCUGCAUCUAGAGAUUCAGCACUUUUGACAUACGAAAACAACGAAGACAUCGCAUUUCGCGAUUUAGUUUAUUUAUUCGAUGUUCCGAUUUUUGAGAGAAAUUUCGGAGCCGCAUUAGUUCUUUUAACCCAGAAACCAGAGAUAACUCCGAAACACGUUUUACAAGCAGUUACUUCAUGGGAUUUACCAGCACUUUUCUUCUAUUUGAUCUGUUCUAAGUUCACUUCUAGCCAAGUAUCCGAAAUCCACAUGAAAAGCCCUGCUAAGAACCAAGUCUGUUCCCAAAUGAUUGAUUUCUUUUUGCAGGACGAUAGUAACAAAACAUCCAAUGUCAAAUUCAAUUCUUUGACAUUUGGAAACACAGGAUUGUUACACAUUGCCGCGAAAUACGCAACGAAAGAAAUCUUUGAGCGAUUAGUUCGCAAAGGUUUCGACAUUGACCAAGAGGAUUCACAAGGAUACAGACCAUUGGAUUAUGCAUUGGAAUCAUGUAGAUUUGACAACAUUUCUGUAUUAACAAAAAGUUGUGUUUGUUGCAAUUCAAAUUCAGCUGAUUUCCCCACUAUUUUACACAAAAUGUGUAAAAACAAGCGGCUGAAAUACUACUUGAACAACGCAACUGAUGAAGAGAAAUCAUAUGUCUCUCAGUUCAUUGAAUACGCAAUACAAGAAGGUCAAUCAUUAAAUGAAGUUGAUUUCGACGGUUUGACACCAAUUUUGAUAGCAAUUUUAGAUGGAAACUUGAUAUUGUGUGAGAUCUUAAUGAAAUUGGGAUCAUCGAAUGAUUUCUUGGAUAACGAUAUAAGUUAUUUACAUCUUUUGUUGAUGAAUUAUAUUAAUUCUAUUGAAGAUCAUUUUGCUCAACAAAUGUUUUUGUUUAGAUACACAACAACAGAGCCAAGACCACCAACACAGAAGAUCUGUCAGUUGUGCUGUGAUGUAUUCAACUAUUGUCCAAAGUAUUCGUCACACGAUGGAGACACAAUUUUGCACAUUUGUACAAAAUUAAAUUUGCCAGUUUUGGUUGAAUAUAUUUUGAAAAAAGGUGACACUUUAUGUAAAAAAGAUGACAAGAAUAAUAAUGGUGAUACAGCAUUACACAUUGCCGCUAGAAUGGGUAACAUGCAAUUAGCACAAGUUCUUGUUGAAAAUGGUUGCGAAUUGAACGUAACAAAUAAUUUGUUACAAACUCCUUUGAUUUGUUCAUUAUAUUCGCAAAAUCCAAUGUGCGCGAUGUAUCUUAUUAACGCUGGAGCAUCUUAUAAUAUCUAUGACUCCAACUUAAUGACACCUUUGCAUGUUGCUUGCAUGAAUGGCCAUUAUUACGUUGCUUUGGCCCUUUUGAGUGAAAAUCCGCCGCCACCUGUGAAUUUCGCUGAUAUUUAUGGUCGUACUCCUGCUUAUUAUGCAGCAAAGAACGGAUCUACGGCAUUCAUGAUCAAAUUAUUGAGUGCGAAAGCUAAUAUAUUCCAGAGUGACUACAAAGGAAGAACUCCUAUGCACGCUGCUUGCAAAUACGGAAAUUACGAAAUUGUUAAGUAUUUGAUUGAUUCUUUGCCACCGAAUUUUUCUGAUGACGAUAGAAAUUGUACAAUUCAUUUAGCCGCAAAACACAAUCAUCACCAGAUAUUGCAAUUAUUCCACAACAAAAAGGAAGCAUGGAAUGUAAAGAACGCAAAAGGAGAUACUCCUAUGCAUGUCGCCGUUCGCCGUGAUAAUGUUAUUUGUGUUCAAGUUUUGUUGCAAAUGGGUGCUGAUCCGAAUUUGAGGAAUUUCGAAGGAGAAACUCCUUUUGUUCUUGCAGCAGCUUUGAAAUCACAUCAAUGCUUAUCAUUGUUUGUGCAAAUUGGAUUCAAAUUCUUACCUGAAAAUGGAUUUUUGGCAUUAAGACAUGUCUUAUUGGCCGGAGAUUUCGAAUACGCGAAUGAAAUUUGCAAAUCACAAAUUUCUUUGAAUAUUCCAUUCUGGGGCAGAAAUCUUUUGACAAUGGCUGUUGCAAAGAAUCGUUUAGACAUUGUUAAAUUCCUUUGCAGCCACAAGUGCAUGGAUACUCUUGACAAAAUGGAUUUGACGCCAUUUGCUUACAGUUAUGUCUUCGAUUACAGAGAGAUAUUGGAUGAAAUGCUCAAACAAUAUCCAGGAAAGAGACAAUCUGACAUUUUGGACAUGUUUUCUAACGAUAUCCAAAAGAGAAGAGAUAUCGCGAGAAGAAGCCCGCCGAAUGAGAUAAAGAGAAUGAAAAUGGACUUGUUAUCUAUAACAAACAACAAAGUUCCUUUGAUGUUCAAGGAUAAAGCUACAAACGUCAAACAAUUAAUGAUGAACGCCGUUCAAAGAAAUGAUUUGGAAACAUUGAAUGUAAUGCUCGCAAAUUACAAUAUAAAUCCAAAUAUUUCUUUCGAAGGAAGGACAUUACUAAGCGUAGCUGUAACUGAUACAAUGUUUGAUGUUACUUCUUUGUUGCUGAUGGCAGGAGCUGAUCCAAAUAGAAGAAACAAAAGUAAUGGAGAUUAUCCACUUUUGAUCGCAUGCAGAACAGGAAAACCGACAUUUGUUAAGCUGCUUUUGGAUAAUGGAGCUAGAUUGGAUAUGCUAGAUAAGGAUGAAAAGACAUUGUUGCAUAUUGCUGCAGAGGAAAGUUUGCAUACAUUCGCAAAUGUCAUCAUCGAAUGCGGUGCAAAUGUUCACGCUUUGGAUAACAAAGGAAGAACUCCUCUUCACAUUGCAGUUGAGAAAGGAUUUGUGCAGUCCGUUAAACAGUUAAUGAGAGCUGGUGCAAGAAAGGACGUUAAAGAUGCAGACGGAAGAUCACCUCAGGAUUACGCAAAGGUGCUUAAUAACUCCUCAGUAUCUCAAGCUCUUGAUAGUCCAUAA